This is a messenger RNA of Lathyrus sativus (Indian pea), 891 nucleotides long. The record is from the annotation of a GenBank genome assembly. Lineage: Eukaryota; Viridiplantae; Streptophyta; Magnoliopsida; Fabales; Fabaceae.
AUGUCGAUUUUGGUUAACAAAAGUCUCACAAAGGAUUUCGAGGUGGGAAGAGGUCUAAGGUCGGGAGACUCUCUAUCUCUAUUUCUUUUUGUGUUAGUUGCUGAUGUUUUGACAAGUAUGAUCUCUAAGGCUUCAGAAAGGGGCAACUUUGAAGGAUUUAGAGAUAAGGAGGGUCUGUUAGUGGAAAUUAUUCAAUUUUCGAACGACACGCUAAUCAUAGGAGAAGGAGGUUGGAAGAAUUUGUGGAACAUCAAAGCUAUUCUUAGGGGCUUCAAACUUGUAUCAGGUUUGAGUGUUAGCUUUCUUAAGAGUAGGAUAAUUGGAAUCCAUCUGAGUAAGCAUUUUUUGGAUGUUGCUACUAAUUUUCUAUUAUGUAAGAUUGAGGAUCCAUGUUUUAACUUCUUGGGGAUCCCUAUUGGUUACACUCCAGCUAGCUCUUUUUCAGACUUGUUCGAUAUCAGCAACAAAAAAGGAGACUUUGUGAUUAAUAUGGGGGUCUGGCUUAAUGGCAAAUGGAGUUGGGGCGAUAUUGGUAUCCCUAGGGAAAUGCAGAACUCUGUCUCUAAAAGAAUUAAUUUUCUUCAGAAUUUAUUAUCGGUUUAUCAACCAAUUGUUGGAACUAAGAAUUUUCUACAGUGGAUUCGUGACGAUUGUGACGAAUAUUCUACAAGAGAAGGUUAUGAAUGUAUUAUGGACUCAAAAAACCAGGAUAUGCUAGAAACUGUUCUUUGUCGUGCGUUCAACUCAUUGUGGAGGUUGCUUGUUCUGACGAAGAUUAAAUCGUUUGGUUGGAGAAUAUUCUUGAAAAGAAUGGCGACGAAAGAUCAACUGAAGAGAAUAGGUGUGGGUCUAUCUUUAAAGGAUGGAAAUUUUUUUUUGUUCAUAGUCUGA